Messenger RNA from Manis pentadactyla (Chinese pangolin), 691 nucleotides. RefSeq names its product olfactory receptor 6C70-like. The record is from RefSeq and is a predicted model, not a curated record. Gene Ontology annotation, cellular component: membrane. The transcript has a single exon. NCBI's taxonomy places the organism in Eukaryota, Metazoa, Chordata, Mammalia, Pholidota, Manidae. Gene Ontology annotation, molecular function: olfactory receptor activity. Gene Ontology annotation, biological process: G protein-coupled receptor signaling pathway. Bases 80 to 691 code for a protein of 203 amino acids.
CUAUUUCCUACAUGAGUUGUAUGACUCAGUUAUUUUUUUUAUCUUUUUGGGAGUAACUGAAUUUUACCUUCUGGCUGCCAUGUCCAAUGACCGUUAUGUGGCUAUAUGUAAACCCCCGCAUUAUACCACCAUCGUGAGCAACAGAGUUUGCUACCAACUUGUAUUCAGCUCCUGGGUAACUGGAUUCCUGAUUAUCUUUCCUCCAAGGAUCUUGGGACUCAAGUUGGAAUUCUGUGCUUCCAAUGUCAUUGGUCAUUUUAUUUGUGAUUCAUCCCCCAUCCUGCAGAUCUCUUGUUCUGAUACACAUUUCCUAGAGCUAAUGUGUUUUCUCUUGGCUAUUGUCACACUAAUGGUCACACUGAUGUUAGUGAUUCUCUCUUAUGGCUACAUCAUUAAAACAAUUCUCAAAUUCCCUUCUAUUCAGCAAAGGACCAAAGCCUUUUCUACCUGUUCUUCCCACAUGAUUGUAGUUUCCAUCUCUUAUGGUAGCUGUAUCUUCACGUACAUAAAACCAUCAGCAAAUGAUAGAGUGACUUUAAGCAAAGGAGUAGCUGUGCUCAAUACCUCAGUUGCCCCCUUAUUGAAUCCUUUCAUUUACACCUUAAGGAACCAGCAAGUGAAACAGGCAUUUAAGGACAUGGUCCAGAAACUUUCAUUUCGUCAAAUAAAUGAGAAAAUUCUAAAAAAAUGA